This is a messenger RNA of Toxoplasma gondii ME49, 5609 nucleotides long. RefSeq lists its product as hypothetical. The transcript has 7 exons. The coding region runs from base 841 to 4710 and encodes 1289 amino acids. Lineage: Eukaryota; Apicomplexa; Conoidasida; Eucoccidiorida; Sarcocystidae. The record is from RefSeq and is a predicted model, not a curated record. Gene Ontology annotation, cellular component: nucleolus; nucleoplasm.
CAGAGAAGGAGACUCGCUGUCUCUCUCUGCGGUGAGAAAUUACCUAACGCGCUAGCGCUGCGACCCGUGUCUCUGUUGCUGUAGCCUUGAGAGACCAGCCAGCGAAGAAAAAAAGAGCCACCGAGGCAGACGAGAAGAAAGCAACGAACGCGAGAAUUCUUCUUCCCUUCCGGGGAUUCUUGUGUGUUUCCGGUGAACAUACACUCUGGCGGCCAGCGCUUCUGCCCUCCGGCUGUGAGGAGCAGUUUUGAGAGUUUUGUGUCGACGCGGCUCUCCUUGCCUUGGGAGUUUCUCGAAGCGCGAAGGAAAAGAAGAAGCAGCUACUCUUCUCUUCUAAUGGGAGGGAAGAUGCAUUGAUCUGCUCUCUUCUCUGUGGAAAUGCAGAGCUCACCGUGACUCCACUCUUUCUCAGAGAGGGGAGUGGAGAGACGAGGGCCAAGUAGCUGUAUCUCUCUCCCGUUUUUUGGGAGGGAGUUCCUUCGUUGCCCGGCGGAUCUCCAGGCGCCACCGACUGCCUUCUGGUCGGGCACCGUCUUCCUCUUCGUUUUUCCAGGUUUUCCUUCGUGUUUCUCGCUUUGUCGCUUUCUCGCUUUUCUGCGGCAAGAGAGCGUUCUGCGUCGCCGGGCGGCGCGAGGAAACACUGGGGAGAAGAAAAAAAAGACCUGUCCACACAAUACAGUUGUGGUCCCCGGAACGACCGGCAGACUCUCUUCCGGCUCGCCAGAGGCCGCUUUCUCUAGUUCUCAGUCCUGCGAAAUAUCCCCCUCAUGCUGUACCUUCAAGCUUCUCUCGCGUACUCGCCAGUUUCGUUCUGUCUGUCUACGGAUUUUCUGUGCUGUAAUGACACCGCGCUUCAACUUCCCCAGGGGGAAGAAGGCGGCAAAGACCUGCCUCCUUCCCCCUCCGUUUUCUCUUCGUCGUUCCUCUUUGCCAUCUCCUAAGCCUCUCUGUCCUUCUGUCUCCUUUUUUGUCUCUCCUUCUGUCGCUCCUCUGUCUCUUCAUUCUUCUUCGGGGCUUGCUGAGGAUUGCCACCCUGUCUCUUCUGUCUCUCCACCUGUGUCGGGUGUCUCUGGGUCUCGCGCGUACGCCCAAACAGCGAAGGGAAUUCCUUUUCUCUGCACACUCUUCCUCUUUCUCGACGUUCUGCUGAUUCUCAGCCUCUCCUGCUCUGCCUCACCUGACGUCUCCCCUCGCCGGUUACAGGAGGAAUUUGUCGGCAUUCCUUUUCUCCCUGUCUUCGCUCCUACAGAUCCUUUCCCCGUUUCGUCUUCCUCCUCUUCCUCUCCUUCUCCUUCUUCCUCUUCUCCUUCUUCCUCUUCUCCUUCUUCCUCUCCUUCUCCUUCUUCCUCUCCUUCUCCUUCUUCCCCUCCUUUAUCCUCUCCUUCUUCUUCCACUUUGUCUAGCUCGUCUUCCUCCAACUCGUCUGUGGAUUUUUCAUCUCUUCGGUUGUCUCCGGAGUCUUUGCCCUUCCCUUUGACUGCGGCUCUUGUGUCGUCCUCUGAAUCGCCUGCGCGCAGCUCGCUGGGUGAGGAUCAGCUUCUCCCCAUCCUAAGACCUCCUUUCGCUUCUCCUCUCCUUGUCUAUCGCGGAAUUGUCUUCCCUGCAGCUACUGCCGAGUAUCUAAAGGCGUCGCCUUCUUCCCCUUCUCCUCCUUCUCUUUCAUCAUCAUCUUUUUCUUCUUCGCCGUCUUCUUCGUUUUCUCCUUCUGCGUCUUCUUCUUCUUCACAUUCGUCGUCGCCAGCGAAGAGUCGCUUUUCGUCGGACGUGUCUUUGGGAUUUUUCGCGCCGCUGCAGAACCAGUUGUUUCCGGUGGCGGUUCCUGCUGCUCUCCUCGAAUAUAAGCCGGGGCGCUGUCCGCUAGGCGAGACCUCCGCCUGCGGCGGCAAAGGCGUCUCUCCCGGGGUGCCCCGCGAGCCAGCGUCGGAUCUCGCUUCUGCCUCUGUGACUGAGGCAGAAGGAAGAAAACGACAAGAGGAGAGAGAUGAGAGAGGGGAGAGAGAGGAGAGAGAGGAGAAAGAGGAAAGCGAGGCAGACGGAGAGGGAGGGGAAGGAGAAAAGGAAGCAGAAAAGGAAGGAGAAAAGGAAGAAGACGACGUUCAAGGUUGGGGUCCGUUCUUUGUUCGAGUCCGAGGUCUUGCUGAAGCUACGGAUCUUCAAAGAGAACUUCAGAUAGCGGAAGAUUCUGAGUUUUUUGCGAGCACGAACGAAUCGCAGAUUGCUUCCUUUUUCCUCAGAAACCACAGUGCGACUCCUCCCUCGCAUGCAGCCCAGAAGUCAACUCGGGAGGCAAAUCAAAGACUCCAGACGGACUCAUCCACAUACCCUUCCUCUCUGCACUCUUCAGGUUCCUCUUCGUCUUCUUCCUCUUCUUCUCCUUCUCCUUCUUCCUCCUCUUCGUCCCAUCCUCGUUCUCCCACAAAGUCUCCGGCUGGUCGUUUUAGCUCUCACCCAACCGAUUUUCUGCCUUCGUCGUGGACUUUCUCCUUGCCUGUGCCGCCUCGAGGCAGUUGGCGACUGGAGCAACCUCUUCUCCGCGCUCAGAAAAUCUUUGAGGACGCAUGCAUUGCUCUGUAUCGGCUGCCGUCUUCUUCGUCUUCUUCUUCGUCUUCUUCGUCUUCUUCUUCGUCUUCGUCUUCUUCUUCUCUUCCGUCUUCGGCUGCGGGAGGGGAAGAAGGGGAGGUGCCUGUGGGGGCGGCGUCGCGCCGAGAAUUACGAGCUGAAGAGGAGAGACAGACAGUUCCUUCUCUGUCUUCUUUCGAUGAUGAACGUCCCAGAGAGGGAUCGGAAGACGACAGAGACUUCCUUCCGACAUCGUGUGAAGAGGCGUUUCGCCGAUUUGACGGCGAACGAGUGGACAUCUCGAAGAACGAGGAGCGAACAGGAGAGUCACCUUUUCAGAGUUCCAAGAAAGAAGUCGACGCUUUCAAUCUGUCUUCGGUCUCGUGGCAGAUGGGGAAGGCUCCUGUCGUUUGCCAUCCCCUCAUUCAUAAGAGCAGCAUGCGCCAGUAUCUCUCUUUUCUCCUUCCUCAGGAACUGAUUGUGUACCUUAUUUCUCAUUAUGAUGUGAACAUACUCUCCAGCCCAGGCGACUCUGUCUUCUCUUCUUCUUCUUCGUCUCUUUCUUCUUCUUCUUCGUCUCUUUCUUCUUCUUCGUCUCUUUCUUCUUCUUCGUCUCUUUCUUCUUCUUCUUCGUCUCUCUCUUCUUCUUCGUCUGCCUUCUCUCCUUCCGUGCUAUUGCGUGCAGCCUCUCGCCGCCUCGCAGCUGAGUCGAGAGACGCGAGCCCGCGUAUCGCAUUCAAUUCCUCCUCCUUCCCUGCCUCCGCCUCCGUUUCACCUUCUCUUGAGGAAGAGGAGGAAUCGCAUGCAGUGCUAGAAUUGAGUGACGUUGUCGCUCCUCUCACAGAGGCGCCUUUUGCAACGACAUUCUCGCUUGCGGAGGAGACAAUUUCGCAUCGUCAGGGAACAGAAGCGUCUGCUGUUGAGGGUGUUCUUUCGGCAUCUGGAGCGCCCGAAGUCGCGAGAAGCGAGACGUCUUUGUCGGCCUGGCCAGGAGCAAGCGCGAAGCAAUCCGAGAAAAAGGACCGGAUAAGAGUGUGCUAUCGCGCCCCCAGUCCUGCGAGAAGAAACAGAGUCGUCCUGGCAGACCUCGCGGCGGAACAAGCAGACAUGUUCUUCCCCUAUGCGUCCUCGUCUCCCUCCUCUCCCGCGUCUGACGUUUCUCCAUCUGCUUUCUCGCGAGCAAGCGAUCGGCCGUCCCCAGAACUCCUGGAGAUUGGAGAGUUGAUCUUUCAUCGAGCUCCAGUUCUCGCGCUGUCUGCAGACGCCUCCUCGGCUUUCUUCCCUUGGAUUCCACCCUACGCAGAACCGCAAGUGGAACAAAAAGAAAACGGAGACAACGACAGGGCGAAAAGGACAAAGGAAAAGGAGAAAGGCGAUUCGAGAGAGGGCAAGACUGCCGCGUUCGGGAGAACCGCGUCCACUGCGUGGACAAGUUCUGCCUUUUUACGAGUGAACGAAAAAGAGACCGUUCGCAUGCGCCGAUUCAUCAAUGCCGGCUGGGAGUACGAGAAAGACAUUGAAGGCUUCAACCUAACGGCGUUCAAUCGCCUGGUACUGAAGGCGGUUCCGCGGCACUCGCGCUUCCACUGCCCAGGAUUUUGGGAGCAGCAUGCCUUUUUCGGCGACGCCCCGUCGGCCUUUGUGCCUGAGGAGAAGAACGCUACGGAUCCGACACCGGGAAUGCUUCGCUUCGAAAUGCGCGAGAGGUAUCGAGAGGAGAGCUCAAGUCACUUGUUCGACGGGGGCUAUAUUCCUUCCCCGACGCUGCGUACCUUCGCCUGCUUUUACGCGAACGAGGCAGAUCCUCAAGGCUUGCCUGUGGCGGAGGUCGUCUUCGUGAUGGACUCUCGCGACGCAGCGAUCAUCGUCUUGUUCGUUCUCAGUUUGGUCAUGGGGGUGCCGAUUUGCUGCGGCAUCUCGUUUUCCUGUCACACGCUCAAACAUCGCAGACUCAGGCGAGCCCUGCGCCGCCUGCGGCUCGUGCAGCAGCGGGAUGCGAUCGAGCUGCACCUCAUGCAAGAGUUGGGCGUCGCUCCUCACCUCGAGGAAGAAGACGAAGAAGAAGAAGAGGAAGAAGAAGCAGGGCAUUACCAGCAAACCGCGAAGGCAGGCGACGCCUCCAAGGCCCAAACGCACGCAGCGGUUAGGUGACAACAGAAGAGACAGCGAACGAGGAGAAGCAGAAGAGAGGCGAGAGAAGAGAACCGAGGCAGAAGGAGAGAAGAAAUGAAGAGAAAACAUGGAGAGAGAGAAGAAAAAGAAGGCGGUCUGUGACAGCACGAGGGGGGAGAACCAACACAGAGAAUAUUCUACAGAAGCGUCCUUUUUUCGAGCUUGCAAGGUGGAAAAACUCCCAUCGUCUCUCCGCUGUGCGCCUGUACAGACGUCUAUACUCCAUCUCUCUUACAUUCGUGCAUACAUCCAUAUAUUCGUAGAUGUUCAUGCUUAUCCGUUUAUUUGCAAGUCGACUCUAUCCUAUUGAUAUAUAUAUAUAUAUAUAUUCAUAUGCAUAUAUAUAUAUAUAUAUCCGAAAACUGAAGCUUUUUCCCACAGCUCUACGCGUAAAUGUUGUCCGCCGUCUAAAGAUGGCCGAGGCGAACGAACAUCUUUGAACUCGGCAACUGGGUGUGAGGAGGUUGGGUCGCGAGUCCACAGAAUUUCCGUCGUCCAUCGUGUGCCGUUCUUUCUUUCGAGAGAUCAGAAGUCGCGACGGCUUUUGAAACACAGACGCCUGUCAAGGUUUAGGUUCCUGCCAGACCUUCUCUGGCUGUGUCCAGCUCGAGGCGGUGUUGUCUCUGUCGUCGACGCAGGCGCGUCGUAUUCCCUUCGCUCGACAGGAACGUUUCUCUCGCCUCUUGCAUGUCUUUCGUGUCUCGCUUGCCGGCUGUCUGUCUCGUUUCUUUUGAAAGUCGUUUCCAGGGAAGGCUUUUUUGCCUCAGAGACGGAACCGUGUGUACUUUUUCGAAGCACUUGCGGGCAGAUCGCAGAAUCAACUGAGACAGCCAGGGGCGUCCCUCUCAUGGAACGGAGAGAGUCAGGACGCCUUCCGC